AUGGCCGCUCUACCUUCGGCGCCUGAAAUUGUCCGGGGCCAAGUUUUUGAUGUCGGGCCACGGUAUACGAAUCUAACGUACAUAGGAGAAGGGGCAUAUGGAAUGGUUUGGUAAGCGAACUAUAUCAGAUCUCACUCUAUGAACGUUCAAUGAUGCUGAAUAGCCUUUGUGGCGUGACUGUCGAGUUCGAUUUUGCACGUCCGAGACUCAAAAUAUUCUUGUUCUUUUUCUUCUACAUGAAGCUCUGCGGUGGACAACCUUACCGGACCCAGGGUAGCCAUCAAGAAGAUCAGCCCUUUUGAGCACCAAACGUACUGUCAGAGGACACUAAGGGAAAUCAAGAUUUUAAAGCGAUUUAAACAUGAAAAUGUAAGCGCAUAUAUACGUACGUACCGCUAAGAACAGAUCGAUACUUGAGACGAAAAUAUGUCAUGAAUUCCACUGAAUAUCUUUACAACUUGGCCUUUACCUCCUUUCCGUUGUACAUCACGGAAUUAUUUCCCUACACAAAUAUGUAUUUUUGCUGAUAUGGCUGUUGAUUUGAGCUAUUUUUUCUUUCAGAUUAUUAACAUAAUGGAUAUUUUACGUGCUCCGAACAUCAACGAUAUGAAAGACGUGUAUCCUUUGAAAACACUCUGGUAACAACAACCAUAUUGCUUAGGCUUAGUUCUUGUUGUUGCUCAAUAUCUGUAAAUUCGCGAAUUUCCUGUUUGAGUUCGUUUUAUGACAAAUUACCAGUGUUCGAACAUCGCUACAACUUUUGGACAGCUCGUGGAAGAAACGUGCAUGUUCAUUUCAGAAAUCACAAAAUACGGUUUUGCUGAAGGAAAGCGAGAAGUUUGUGGGAGAAUUAUAACAUUUAACACUGAAUUAAAGUGUUGUUGCUCACGCAAAAUAUUUCAUGUUUGUGAAAUUACUUCUGUCUGUCCAAAUUUUCUCUUGGUUACUGUAUGUUACUAUACCCUACGGGCAAAAAUAUUCAAGUCGCGACAGCUUGUUUUGCCGUUGUAUUCCAAUGUAUUAAAGCUUUAUUUUUCUUAAUUUAGCAAACUGCCCGGCUGUUCGCAGGGACACAGCUGUCGCUUUCUAUCGCCACAUUUUUUACAUUUUUAAAAGUUCUUGAAAGCUGCCUGACAAAAGUUCCAAUAUACGCUUUUGAAACAUAGUUACCAGUUUUUACUGCAUUUCGAACACGGCGUUACACUUCGACGUCUUUUGAGUAACGUAAUUGUUUACAUUGCCUUUAUGUCAUAAUAGAGAGUUGUUUACGGUGACUUAUAACAUUCCAAAAAUACCACAACUUCAAUGUUGCAGAUGGGACAUGGCCUUUUAGGUUUUUCCUGUACAUCAGUUCUGAUCAUUAUUUUAAUACUAAAAAUACAUGUAUCACAAAGCGUCGCACAUGGCAAAUGAAGAAAAACCAAGACCAAAAAAAAACAAAACGAACAAAAUAAAAACAGAUAAAGAAACAAGCAAAACAGGAAAAAGUAACGGCAUAACUGAGAGUGGGAUCCAGGUUUCUUGCUUACCUGCAAAUACAUAUGUCUCAAAUAAAAAUAGUAUAUUUGUAUUUUUCAUUGGAAAUUCUACUGUUGAACACUGUUUACGCAGGUUGAGCCGCUUUAAAGAUAAAUUCAUAGGUAUAUUUGUGGAAAAUAAGCAGGGUUUGAGCUAAACUUACUUGAAAGCUGAACCAAAAAGACACUUCUCAUUACAUUUGAAGAACAUAUGGCUUAUAUGGACCUGAUAGAGACACAAAUCAGUCUUCUGUUACCUCAAAAAGGUUGCUCUUAUAAUGAAGCAAAUGGACCAAAUCGAUUGCAUUUUCUCUUAAAAGUAGUUUCUGCAUUUGAAAUUCAUCACUAUGAGCAUUUGCUGAUUGCUAACACAAUUGGAAACAACCUGGCUAACUUUGUUGUGGUUUUGUGUACUGACAGUUUGUUUCUAGGUAGCUAUGGAAACCAGGCAGAUACAGUCAUACAUGUAUACCCAACUUAUGUUUCUGUCUCGCUAAUGAUCAUGUGCAUUCCACACAUAGUGCCAAUUAUGACAAAAAUUAUAAACUUUGCUUUGCGGUGAACAAACUCGUCUAUUUAAAUUCUUUGUGCUCUAUUUACAGUUCAAGACCAGACAAGACAAGACAAUAUUUUAUUUGGGGUCUUAUACCAGCUGGUUUCCAAAUAAUUUCAAAUUGCAAUCUUUUUUGCAAAGUUAUACAUAUGCAAAGAACAAAACAAUGCAAAUCUCAAGUCUCAAUAUCAAAAUCUCAAUGUUAAUUCAAACAUGGGACAUUAGUAAGCCUAAAAAGAAGGCUUCUUACAAUAAUUUACAUGUAUCCAUAAUAAUAAUAGUAAUAAUAAUAAUAAUAGUAAUACAAUUGUAUUUAGAUGAAUAAAAUUAAUUAACUAUGCUAAUUACCAACUUGGCAGACUAACGAGAGCAGAGUUUGCAGUGGCAUUUGUCCUGGCCCAAGUUAAAUUCUUUGAACUUGUCAAUGAAUUCUUAAGAUCACAGUCCUCCCUAACGUGAGGAGGAAGAGUGCUCCAGAGAUGGUACGCAAAGGAGAAAGAUUUGUGCUUGAAAGAAGUAUUAGGGGCCUGCUGAUUAAGUCUGCUACUACUACCAAUAAGAUUGUUCUCACAGAUUUUCAUACUAAACAUAUUACUCACAUAAUUAGGAUGGCCUUUGAACAUAAGUAUGAGAGCUUGGACUAGACUAGAGUCUAAGUUAUACUAGGACAGGAUCUCUUUGUAGCAGAUAGACUUCGAUUUACAUGAAGCACUGCCUAAAAUUUAAUAGUAUGCCGUAUGUACUCCUCAAGUAGGCAUUACCCCCAAUUAAGCACAACCCUCAAAUAAGCACCGCAGUUGCUAGGAAAAAGUUAAAAUUGUUAAAGGGCUGCCCCCAAAUAAGUGCCAUGGCUCUUAUAUAAUCAAAGUGAAAAGACUGUUAGUUUAAUACAGAAAAUAAUAACACCAUAUUUAAUACAAUUCUUUGCCAUGUGCAACUUUCAAAUAAGCGCUGCCCUCAAGUAAGUGCCACACUUGAAUAAGCUCUGUAAUAAGUCCUGGUAUUUCCCCCACAAUUGCAGUGGGGACAAUAAACUUCUUCAUAAAAACAAUUUUUACUUGAAGACAUGUUCUUCCUUGACAAGGGGUGUAGGUACAUUGUUCAGAGUCUGAUGGAGACAGAUCUUUACAAGCUUUUGAAGACGCAAAAGCUUAGUAAUGACCACAUAUGUUACUUUUUGUACCAAAUCCUAAGAGGACUAAAAUACAUCCACUCUGCUAAUGUGCUUCAUCGGGAUUUGAAGCCCAGCAAUUUGCUACUGAACACAACAUGUGAUUUGAAGGUGGGUGUUGUUAAGCAGUGAUUUUGUUACCCCUGCAUCAUGCGUCCCUGGUGCAUGAAAAUUCUCAAGGACAUGGAAUAAUUGACAGCUUGCAUCUUUUGGGAGGCAACGAUCGGUUUGAUUGAUCUAAAGAUUUUUUUGAAGAAUGUCCUGCUUGUGCGAUUCUAAAUACAUAUUGAAAGCUACCUCAAAACAAAAGAGUGAUAUCGUCUGCUUGUAAAAUAGGUUAAGAACAAUUUUUGAACAAAUAGAUAGAAUUAGAAAUGUUAUCUCCACGCAAAUUAUCCGAUAAGAUUUUUUCAAAAGCGCAGGGUUGUGGCUAAGAUUUCAAGUUGCUGGGUAAAUACAACAAGUAGGCAGGGAAUCAAACAGCUAGGAACUUCUUUUGGUUCUAUUUUUCUUUUCUUUUCCUUUGAAAGUCGCUCGGGAAGACGUUCAUAGUAGCCGGGGGAAAUCCCCGGUCCCGGCCUCUUAAUGACAGCCCUGAAAGUGGCCAUUUUUAUUUACCUGGUGGAGUGGUUGCUCAUUAUGUUUGCCAUAUAUGAAAAGCACAUGGCUGAACCAAGAUGGCUGACAGUGUGUUUCAUAGUAUGGUAAAGCUUUCGUCUAACUGAUUCUAAGCUUACAAUACAAUACAAUACAAUGUUCUUUAUUUUGAGAGGGUAGAUAUACAUGAUUAACCCAGUUAAGAGUUUUCUAACACAUGGCCCUCAAGGGAUUGUUAACAUUAAUGUGGAAAUAAGAAAAUGUCCUGUAAAGUACCCUCUGUAUGUUUGGUGAUCAGUUUGGUGUUUCCUCGGAUGUUUUGUUAGCUCAAGAGAAAACAAAGUACAUCUACAGCUGUAGCCCUACAUGGGUUUGUCUAGUUUUAAGUGUUUAGAAAGUUUAUUAUUAUUUUCCAUCAGAGCGAUAGCACCAACAACUUUGAAAUUUAUUAUUCAUUCCUUGUUUUUGUAUUUGUGAAAUGUAUUGUUAUUGUCAUUAUUAUUAUUAUUAUUAUUUUAUCUCUUCAGAUUUGUGAUUUUGGAUUAGCACGCGUUGCAGACCCUGAACAUGAUCACAAAGGGAUCUUGACUGAGUAUGUUGCAACAAGAUGGUAUAGAGCCCCUGAAAUUAUGCUCAAUUCCAAAGGAUACAGCAAAGCAAUUGACAUCUGGUCUGUAGGCUGUAUUCUGGCUGAGAUGUUGUCUAACCGUCCACUUUUUCCUGGAAAACACUGUAUCUUUGAAAUAGUGGCUAAUAUAUGUCUGUUUUUUAGCAUAUCAGUGCGGUGCCCCAAGCUCAACAUUUUUCGAACUUUUUCGCCUUUUGGAUUAUUCCACAAAUUGCUCAAAAUAAUCGAAGUGGCUGCUCAACCAUGUGUAAAGCUAUAAAGCUUGGAGGUGCAUGCAACCGCUUAAAGCCUAUAAUUACUGGACCACGUGUACCACAGUGAAACAGGCAAAUUAUGACAAAAAUAUCUUUUUACAAUAUACAAAGAUCAUAAACACUUAACCAAUAAAAACACCAUAGUUUGGGACACCACUGUCAAGCACAGGUUACUGCAUCAAGGCAACUUUCAAAAUUCACUGCAAUUUGAGAUAUCAAAAUUUUUCUUACUCUCCAGGGUUAUAAAAUGGUCACAGUUUGGACUACUGCAGUAGCAGUGACUCUUUUCAAGGGUUUCUGAAGCAGUUGUUAAAGUUAGCUGAAGUAGGCAGCACUUGAUUUAACAAAAUGUUAGCCAAACAAAAUACCACAAUACUUUUUGAUUUUUUUUGUUUUGAAGUACCGGUAAUUAAAGGAAACUUUAAGCAUUAAAAAAUAUAACAAAAGACAUCGGAACUAAUCCUUUUUUCAAGCCAGCACUUGAACUUUUGCAUUCAUACAUGAAAAUGUUUGCAUUAGGCAAAUAUUGUGUAAAAGAUGAUGCUUGCAUGUGCAGUAGCAUUAGCAGCUUAUGCCAAGAUUACCCUGAAUAGAUGGCUAAACCUGGGUAUUAAAGAGUAUCAUGGUAAUUCCAGAAAGUCCUAUUAAUUUACCAGCCAUUCUCUAAAGCAGCCUUGGCCUGCUAAAUACUGAUAAGACACAGGCUACAUUUUGUACAGAAGCAGUCUCGAAAAUCUCCCUUGACAUGUUGGUCAGAUCUUGAUCAGCUGAAUCACAUCUUGGGGGUUUUAGGAUCUCCUACCCAAGAUGAUUUGCAAAGCAUCAUGAACGAAAAGGUAAAAAGAAGCAAAAUCCUUUUGUCUUUCAGUCAUUUAAUCUUAUAAAUAUUUUGCAUUUUGCUUACAGAAAAAGGACUUGAUGAAUUCCAGCUUGUCUUUACAAGAAGCUUCUCUUAGUUUUUCUCUUGACUAGGGCCCUAAUGCACCCUUGUUAGUGUUUAUGAACUAUUUUGAAGUUGACUUGCUUGGGCCCUUGCCCAUUGGCCAAGUGAGCAUGAAAAAAGGAAAAUAAGGAAAGGGGAAAAUCUACUUGGCCCAGAUGACUGGAUGGUAAUGUUGGGAAUCUGCUGAGAUACAAGAUGGUGUAUUUUAUUGAUCUUUGGAAGUACCGUCGACUCUUGCUGACUUGAAACUCGCACUAACUCGAAUCAAACUCAAUUUCCCCUGGAUUUCCUUCAUACGUUUACUGUAAUUUUACCUUCGGUAACUCGAACCCUCGAUAACUCAAACCUCCCGCUAACUUGAAGUACCGGUAAUUGUGGUUUCCCCUCAGAUCAUUUCUACAUGUAUAUAUUUUUACCCCUGAUAACUCAAACCAUGUUUUGAGUGCUUAUAAAGUUGGGGGAAAACAGUGUACAGCUGGCGUGUGAAAGAUUGGCUUUUGAAUUUCCAAUUGACGUGUUGUAGGCAUCUAGUUUACUUGUGAAGGCAGGUGUUGUUUGUCACAAAUCUAACGUGAACAGCUUAAUUACUUCUCAAAACAGUAAAAUGGAUGCUCUAUUUGGUCUAUAUUUUGUUACAUUACAUUCUGAUUUAUAAUCUAAAAGUCUCUUUCAAUUUUCAGUUAACAUUUCUACAAGUAAUUGUGAUUAAAAUGUUCACUGUACGGCAAACAAUGUUUUUUUCUUACUUUUGGCUAUUUUCUUUGAGCUGCCAAUAACUUGAACUCCCGAUAACUCAGACUUUUUUUUGAUUUCCCUUGAAGGCUCGAGUUAUCGCGAGUUGACUGUAAUUGGAUUAGCACGCUCGAUCGUUCUUGAUGAUUGAUCAAACCAGUUAUUGGAAAAUUUUCUUUAUAAGAAUUCCAUUUAUUUUUCAGCCUUGUGCACGUCAAACUGCCAAGCUCUGAAUUUUUUCUGUGCUUUCGGGAAAAUUCUCUUUCUUCUUUAAUAGGUCAUUUGCAUGAUUGCAUCAUUUAACUACUACAACCAGAAUCCUUUUUGUUUUUCCCUCCAUACUUAAAUUUGGUAAUCCCAGCAAUGAAUAAAUAGCAAAAGCCCUAAUUUGCAAAAGAAAGCAAAACCCAGAAGGAUUCUAGUCAUAAUAGUAAAAUGACAUCAUUGGCAAAUCAGAGCUGUCAUUAAGGGCCAUAACGCGUAACACCUGUUAUGUCUGAGCUGACUUGAUGUCACAGGUGAUCAAAGUGGAAAGCUAAAGGUGGCACUAUAAAUCUUUGGGAGAUGUUACGGGUGAAUCUUCAUGUGCUACGGUUGCUUCAAAACUUAAUGACAGCCCUGCAAAUGGCCUAUCAUGAGAACAUUAAAAAUAUAACACACAAGUAUUUCCCAUUAUUUGUGAUUUGCCAACAAGAGUUUUUUUUCUGCAUUAAUCAUUUGAACAUUUUCCAUAAUUGGUUUUUGCAUCACUUAAAGAGACCCUGGACUUCGCUGAAAUUAAUACUGCAUGACAAAAAUUAAAAUCUUCAUGUUUUAAUGUUUGUACUGCUUAAACGUUUGAGUGAAGGUAGAGUGAUGGCAUCAGUUGUAAGUGUUUGUACAUGUUUACGACAAAGCCACUUAGUGCUUUUUGUUUAUCUUGAUGUCAUUAUGUUCUGCAGGCCCGCAGUUACAUUCAGUCAUUAGCCUACAAACCAACUGUCCCUUGGUCAAGAAUUUUUCCCAAUGCAGACCCAAAUGGUGAGAGAAGGCAUAUUGAUGUUAUCAUACUAUUCAGUUUCUUAGAGGACAGUCUACCGUGCGCCUUAUUUAUUGGCUUUCCAUCUUACUAUGUACAGUGGAACCUCGAUAUACACCUGUAACAAAGGGCCAAGGGACUGGCAAAAUUUGUUCACUGUAAUGAGGGUUUGUUAUAUCAAGGUCCUUUUUCAUAUAUUUUACUGUUACUGGGGCAAAAAAAAUAGUUUGUUAUACCAAGGACUUUGCUAUAGUAUUUUUAAAAUAUAAUAUUAUCGGGUUUCUACUGUACAGUGUACAUGGAUGUGCUUACAGAUGUGUCCAUCUUUACUGUACGUAGGGUGCAUCCUAGAUGGGUGUCCACCUUCUGUGGCUGCCCAUCAGGUAAACAAGUGUCCAGUUGACAAAGGUAUUUGCCUUAAAUGGUUGUCUCCCUCAAAAGGGUAUUCCUUAUGUGGGUGCCCAUCUUACGUGAGUGUAAUGUCUGUGCUUCAUGGGUGUCCCUGUUUUAUCAGGGUCUAUGUCAGAAAAGUAGUACAUAAUGUAUCUAUCAGUGACAAACUAAAAAGAAGUGUUUUUAUCUCCAUGUGGGGCCUCCUUUCAUGGGUAAUCGUUAAUAUACAUGGGUGACGAUUUUACAUGAUAGCAUGCUCUGAGAAUGUGCACUUGUACACGGCUGUAUCCUUGGAGGCAGUUCCUUUUAUCAAGGUUUUUUUAUUUUUUAUUUUUUUGUUCACAGCUCUAGAUCUUUUGGAUAAGAUGUUAACUUUCAACCCUGACAGGAGAAUUACAAUAGAGCAAGCUCUAGCUCAUCCCUAUUUGGAACAGUAUUACGACCCUGCAGAUGAGGUAUGUACGAUUCAGUGAAACCCUGUUGAUUAAAAAUCUGGUUAUACAGUUGAACCUCCAUUGAGUGGCCACCCUCAGGGUACUGGCAAGUAGCCGCUUAAUGGAGGUGGCUGCUCAAUAGAGGUUUGUCGUAAAUUAGCUUAAUCUUUAGCACAAAUAUCACUCUACUGUGAAACAAAUGCUUGAUAGGAGAAGCAUUACUGGUUUACAAUCGGUUGUCACCAUCUAUCUCGGAAUUUACAUGUAUUUUCUGUGGCCAUGGCCGCUUAAUAGAGGUUUAAUUUCUCAUUCGUUACUACAAUUAUUUCGGGACUUUAAUUAGUGGCCACUUAUAGAGGGUGGCCGCUUAAAGGAGGUUCAACUGUAUAAAAGAAACAAGACACUUGUUUUCUGAUAAGAAAAGUGUCUGAAUGCAGUAUUUUAACGUUCGGUUUAAAAGAAUAAAAUUGUAGUCAUGAUAAUGAGGUGGCCACAUGAACUGGGUGAUAGUUUUCAGGGGGAAUUAGAAUUACAGAAGUACUAAAGACAAAUAAUUUAUUGUUUAAAUUAUUAAUAAAUUCAUAUGGAUUGAAAGCUGUUUUUAAAGCUGGUCUGAUACAAUGAAUCAAUACAAACUGACAUACACUAUACAUUUACUCUAACGGUCAUUUCAGCUAUAUUUGUAUUAACAAUAUUAUUAGUGUUUUGCUUUUGUAAGGGGAACCAUGAAGUAGUCAAAGUUAAAGUGUGAUCCUACACAUUAACUACAAAGUGCAGAUGUUAUUAUUCUUAUUGUUUUGACAGCCUGUUGCAGAGGAACCGUUUAGAUUUGAAACGGAGUUGGAUGAUCUUCCCAAGGAGAAACUUAAAGGUCUGUAUGUACAACUUGAUCAUUUUAAAAAUCAAGCAAUGAAACUGUGGUUGAAAUUAAUUAUUUGCAUU
This is a messenger RNA of Porites lobata, 9182 nucleotides long. The record is from the annotation of a GenBank genome assembly. NCBI's taxonomy places the organism in Eukaryota, Metazoa, Cnidaria, Anthozoa, Scleractinia, Poritidae.